UUUGCCCCAACCUGUGAUGGGAGAGGAGGAAUCCAUUCCUGUCACUAAGAUCCAGGGAUCUGGAUCUAGAUCCAGUAAUCCAUUUGAGGAUGAGAAACCUCUCUUCCAUAGCAACCAGAGACCACCUGGACCCUCCGUACCCUUCGCGCUCUCUCAGGAUGGUGUGAGGGUCCCAUACACCAUAAAUAGGUAUCUGCGAGAUUAUCAGCGAGAAGGUAUCAAAUUUUUAUAUCACAGUUAUGCCAAAGGCAGAGGUUGCAUCCUGGGUGAUGACAUGGGCCUUGGAAAGACCAUUCAGGUCAUCAGCUUCUUAGCGGCAGUACUGCAUAAAUCUGGGACCUGGAAAGAUGUUGAGAGAAACGUACCUCAUUUCCUUCUGUCUCAGAGGUCAUCCGAAAAGUCCAAAGUCAAGGAGAUAUUCCUCAUUGUGGCCCCACUGUCAGUGCUCUACAAUUGGAAGGAUGAGCUGGACACAUGGGGACAUUUCCGAUGUGUGAUAGUGCACGGUGUGAGGAGGGAUGAGGAACUGGCUCGCUUGAAGAGAGGGCGAUGUGAGAUAGCUUUGACCACGUAUGAGACCCUCAGACUCUGUUUAGACCAGUUCAACAGUAUUGACUGGGCUGCUGUUAUUGUGGAUGAAGCACACAAACUAAAAAACUGCAAAUCCCAGAUCACUCAGGCAAUGAAAGAGAUGAAAUGCAAAGUACGCAUGGGACUCACUGGAACUAUUUUACAAAACAAUCUUGAGGAGUUGUGGUGUGUCAUGGACUGGGCCAUUCCUGGAUGUCUUGGUUCAUUGGCUGGGUUUAAGAACAGGUAUGCCGACCCCAUCGAGCAGGGACAGAAACACAGUGCGACUAAGAGGACACUGGCGGUAGCAAGGAAAGCUGUCGAAAUGUUGGCAAAAAAGCUGUCACGCUUUUUCCUAAGGAGAACCAAAGCACUGAUUAGUCACCAGCUGCCCAAGAAAGAUGACAGGGUAGUGUACUGCUCUCUAACAGACUUCCAGCGGGCAGUAUACCAAGCUGUGCUUGACAGUAAUGAUGUGACGAUGCUGCUUCACAGCUCAGACAAAUGUACCUGCCGCAGUGGGCGCGCAAGGAGGAAGUGUUGCUUCAAGACAAAUGCAGAUGGUGUACUGGUGAGACACCUGUAUUUCAGUUAUCUUGCCAUAUUAAGGAAGGUCGCCAAUCAUGUUGCUUUGUUACAGUCUAAAGAAGGAACCAGUAAAAAGCAGGAGAAGAUUGUGGAGGACAUUUGUAAGAGUGUGUUCCAGAAGUUUCCAGAGUUCACAGAGAGAUGUAAACAGGCAGCGUUUGAAGCAAUGUCAGACCCUGUGUACAGUGGAAAAAUGAAGGUGCUGCAGCGGCUACUGAAUCAUUUUGUCAAGAGGAAAGACAAAGUGCUGCUUUUCUCUCUGUCCACUAAGCUGUUGGAUAUUCUGGAGAGUUACUGUAUGGCUGAGGGACUUGACUAUCGCAGACUGGAUGGAAACACUAAAUCCAAAGAUCGAGUGAAAAUCGUCAAAGAAUUCAACGGUUCUCAGGACAUCAAUCUGUGCCUGGUAUCUACCAUGGCUGGUGGUCUGGGACUAAACUUUGUUGGAGCAAAUAUUGUCGUGCUGUUCGACCCAACGUGGAAUCCAGCCAAUGAUCUGCAAGCGAUUGACAGGGUGUAUCGUAUUGGUCAGUGCAGAGAUGUCACUGUAUUUCGACUCAUUUCUCUGGGAACAGUGGAGGAAGUCAUCUACCUGCGGCAGAUUUAUAAGCAGCAACUCCAGUCCACUGUAAUAGGAAAAGAGAACGCUCGGCGCUAUUUCGAGGCCGUGCAAGGAGCGGGAGAUCAAGCAGGGGAACUUUUUGGGAUCCGCAACCUCUUUCGCCUGCAGACAGAGGGCACCUGUCUCACCCAUCGAAUUCUAGAGCGGGAGGGCCAAAUGGAAGCAGGGAUCAUGACUCUUAGAACGCAGGCGGGAGAAGAGAAGAUGCCAGAGCUUGACCCAGAUGACAGCUCAAGACAGGCGUCCACCGAGCAUUCAGGUAGACCGCUAAACGGUAACCAGAGCGCUACGAGGUUCACGAGGGAACUGCUGGACUUCAGUAGCGGCAGUGAGGAUGAGGAGGGCCUUGGCUCCAGGUCCAGGCCUUCAGAACCUGGUCCUGGAGAAGAGGGUGGAACGGGUAGCAACGCCUGUGGUGAAAACAUGAGCCUUUCCACACUGCUGCUCAGACAUGGGACACAGUGGCCACGGGCAGACGAGCGCUCCAGCUCAGAUGAGGCAGAGGAAGGCUCUGACGAUGAGAGCAACGCCGAGAAGAACUUUCCAACAUCUAGAAAAGAAAGGGCUCAAACCGGCUGGGCUAUGUCUAGUGAAUCUGAGGAGGAGCCGGUAGGAAGACCCUGUAAAUCUGAAGCACGUGACAGACCAGGACCCAGAACGGCCCUCCUGGACCACAUGGAAGAAUCAGAGGACAUUGAGGUUCUGACACAAGCUCCUCGUAAACGUGAGACCGGGAAAAAGAAAGAUGACAAGAGUCAGGGAGCCAAACAUCUUACAUUUAGAGCCAGAAAAGAUGAGGAGGAGGAGGAGGACAACAUUGAAAGUUUCACCUCCUCUGAAGAUGAAAUUUCGGUUAAAAGAAUGAAACCCACCGGGGAUGCUCUCCCAGCUCCGAAGUCUAAACCAUCAGCUUGUGACCGGUCUUCUAAUAGAGACAAAUCUGAUGUUAAACAGGUUGGGUUUACAUGUGUAAAGAGUAAAACGAACCCACGGGGGUCUGAUGAACAUCGGUCCAAUCAGCUGCCUAGUAUGGACACCACAGACACUCUACUGGGUGGACUGAAGGAGGUGAGUUACACACACUCCAAUCAGAGGGUCGUGGGCUCCAGCAGGGCAGAGAACCGCAUCAGCCGUGCUGCUCUACGAGAUGUGUUCGAACGGCAAAAGUACUCUCAGAUGCCAGCCAAUCAUCUGCUUGAUUCAUUCGAGACUCAGCCAUUUGGCCAGGAACUCACACAGCAUCAGGAGGGACGUAAGGCUCCAGUUACUCACAAGAUGCUUCAUCAGGAGCAUCCAGCCACCCACACGGUGAACAAAACCCUGCAGACCCCUUCCCACACUGUCAUUAUAGGGGAAACCCCCAGCGCCAUCUGCAGAAAGCAGCUGGAGGAGAUGGCUGUGUUCUUUGGAGCCGCGUCGGUGCAGGACUUUGCCGAGGACCUUUUGAGGAGCACCUCAGAACAAAGACUGGAUCUUCUACAACGGUUCUACAGCCAGAAGAACCCUGAGCUCAGAGACUUCAUCACGCAGACCUUCUCAAAACCUGACCCUGUCACCCCACCAAAAGACCCAAAUUCACCCCAUUCCUCCUCGAGUAGUUCUAGACCGAGAUCUGCCUCAAACCCAAAGCCUAAACCUCAGUCGGAGGACUCCAGCUCUGCUGAGGAAGAUCAGGGAACAGGAUCAGAGAUAAGGAGAACAGAAAGUUCCAGAACUAGAAUUUCACCCUGUCGUCUCACCACAAAUGCAGUAAAUGGGAAAACAAGGACGUUGUCAUCCUCCGCCGAUUCCCAGCGACAUCAACACAAGCCUCCCCAUUAUUCUUAUAUAGGUCAGGAACACCGUCGCCAGAAAAAUCACACGGUCGUCUCUGAGGGUCAGGAGCCUGUUGCCAAACCACCUCUUAUCAGAAAACCCCUCAAGAGCCAAGGCCACUUGGCGCCGUCUCCCUCUACCUCAAGAGCUGAAGACGAGAAAAAGAAAAAAAGAGGAGAAGAGAAAGAAGAGGAGACAGCGUCUCAAACCAGGAGCUCGCUGGUCACUGAUCUGAUAGGGGACACGUCCAUUUUGGACGACCUGUUCAGACCCAAGGGCAAACCUAAAGAGCAAUCCACAGUCGCAGCUACGUCCUUAUCCUUAUCUCAGCCUGCAGAAAAAGCCAAAAACAGGAGCAAGGAUUUCUGGGACAUUUUAAACGAGGGAAAUGAAGAGAGCAUCAGUAAGCUCACAGACCUGUCUGAGGUGGAGAGGAUCUGCAAGAGCACAAGCCUCGCGGCAAAGCCCAAAACCGACGCUAACGUCAACUCCCAACAGUUUUGGAAAAAGAAUGAAAAAUUCAUUUGGAAGAAACUGUGA
Molecule: messenger RNA, 4135 nt
Organism: Chanos chanos (milkfish)
Lineage: Eukaryota; Metazoa; Chordata; Actinopteri; Gonorynchiformes; Chanidae
Gene: ercc6l2
Product: excision repair cross-complementation group 6-like 2
Exons: 18
Coding region: 17-4135 (1372 amino acids)
Molecular function (GO): ATP binding
Source: RefSeq, a predicted model, not a curated record